Molecule: messenger RNA, 627 nt
Organism: Diversispora eburnea
Lineage: Eukaryota; Fungi; Glomeromycota; Glomeromycetes; Diversisporales; Diversisporaceae
Source: the annotation of a GenBank genome assembly
AUGUACAAAUACAUCAAUACUCUUGUCGGCGUUGUAAUGGUCGUGACAUUCAUAACAGUUUCAGCGGCCAAAAAAUAUUUUCAACUGGACGAAUGCCAACAUAAUGAAAACGAAAAAAAAGAAGCUCAUAAAAAAGAAACUAUUGCUAAAAAACGUCUAACACACUUUUCACAUGAAGGCUGUGCUCUCGCUUCUCUCUGGAACUCUCAACGUCCACUUGGUGAAUGCAAUAAGCCUUUUAAAAGUUCUCCACUAGUUCCUGAUGAAGAAAAACAGGAUAUGAAUAUUGUAAUCUCAAGUAGAUUCAUAAGACAUGCCAAUACUUCCGUUCUUAAAAUUUGUGAUCAGAAGAUGAAUGAUCAAGGAGACGAUAAUCAAUAUAAUGAUGAAGAAAGAUACGAUGACAAAUAUGAAGAAAUAUAUGCAAAUGGCAACUGUGAAAAUAGAGAAAGCAACUCAAUUUGUUAUAAGAAUUCCCAAAACAAAAAAUCAGAUGAACUUGUUAAGUGUGACAUAACCGAUGAAGAAAAAUCGAAAGCAGCAAAUUAUUUGGUGCACUCAUUUGAUGAUUUGGAUAUAAUAUUGAAAUUCCAAGACCUUAUUCAUAAGAUUUUUUGUCAUUUUUGA